GUUUGAUCGAUAAUAACGCAUAGAAGAAACCUGCAGAAGGCUUUAUUUUUAUUUUUGGAAAAGUGUUCGAAGAGUUGAGAGUGUAAAAGGGGCAGAAAAGAUGUCAAUACUGUGGGAGAAGAGCGAGACAUGGAGGUGGAUUGUGAGGAAGACUCGAGAUUCCAAGCCCUUCUUUCUCACCUUUGCCACCCUAUGUGGCGUCGUACCUGGAAUCAUUGGCUACGGCGUCAUGCAGAUCACCAAUUCUCGAAACUCCGAUCUCGAGUCCCAACUCCGCCAGACUACCAGACCAGAAUCCCUUAUGAUGGGGAGAGUUAACCGAGAAAGAUUGGGAGAGUAUCUUGGGGAGCUGCAGAGAAAGGAGGACACAAAUGAUCGGUAUGUUGCUGCACUGCGAGGAGAGACAUUAACUAGGAAACCUUAUCAAAGAAUUCAACCAGUUUCGAGACCAAACAGCACUGAACCUGGCAACUGAUUUAUUGAGAUGCCACGAAAGAGGUUCAUUGAGUGUAUUUCAAGGUGAGUGUAUUUUCAGUUGUGCGAUGUGUUUCCGAUGCUGAUAAGAAUGUGCGAAACAAGAUAUGAAGUUGUCUUGAAAACAAAUGUCUACAAAUUGUUAUUUUCAAGUUUUAUAUAAAGCAAGAAAAAUAUAGGGUGACGACAUUGAUUGCGCUAUUAUGUUUAAUAUGUUCAGAAGC
This is a messenger RNA of Carica papaya (papaya), 698 nucleotides long. Its product is annotated as centrosomal protein. The record is from RefSeq and is a predicted model, not a curated record. Lineage: Eukaryota; Viridiplantae; Streptophyta; Magnoliopsida; Brassicales; Caricaceae.